Myxocyprinus asiaticus (Chinese sucker) is the source of this 2207-nucleotide messenger RNA. RefSeq names its product interferon regulatory factor 5-like. Gene Ontology annotation, biological process: immune system process; regulation of transcription by RNA polymerase II. Gene Ontology annotation, molecular function: RNA polymerase II cis-regulatory region sequence-specific DNA binding; protein binding; DNA-binding transcription factor activity, RNA polymerase II-specific. The record is from RefSeq and is a predicted model, not a curated record. Bases 330 to 1886 code for a protein of 518 amino acids. The transcript is spliced from 10 exons. NCBI's taxonomy places the organism in Eukaryota, Metazoa, Chordata, Actinopteri, Cypriniformes, Catostomidae. Gene Ontology annotation, cellular component: nucleus.
UGGUACCUGUUCAACUUCUGCAAAUACUCUUCUGUCGCCUCAUGCCAGCUCAAUCAAAAACAACAUGGAUAUGAGAGAGACUCCCAGUAGAGCGCUGCGAUCAACCCGACCGUGAACGUUUGAUCUUUUCUUCUUCUGUUGAGGACAUAAAAGACGCGAAUCAGUAUUCUCACCUGGAUCUAUGCGCCCGUCAGGUAACGCUGGUUUCACGGAGCCAGUCUCGGGAACAAGUUAUCUUAAAAAUAGCUCACCCUUCCAAGAUCAACAGGCUACCAAAAGAAUAGGGUUCACCAUUACCACCUCCUCCGGCCCCCUCAUUUUCCAGCGUCAUGAGUGUUCAACCACGGAGGAUCCGUCUGAAGCCAUGGCUGCUGGCACAGAUUAACAGUGGGAAAUACCCUGGAUUGCAUUGGCUUAAUCAAGAGCACAGGCUGUUCCGGAUCCCAUGGAGACAUGCCACCCGCCAUAUGCCAACACUGGAAGAGGAGAACACUAUAUUUAAGGCUUGGGCUCUGGAGACAGGAAAGUAUCAGGAGGGAGUGGACGAGCCAGAUCCAGCCAAAUGGAAAGCCAACCUCCGCUGUGCACUAAACAAAAGCCGAGAAUUCAGUCUCCACUAUGAUGGCACUAAGGACACCCCCGUCCUGCCCUAUAAGAUCUAUGAGGUGUGCGACCAGUCUGUCAAUGGAGAUGCAGGAGAGGACGAGGAAGAGGAGCUGCCAAACUUUGUCAACCUCUCCAUUGAUCCGAGAGCUGGUGAACCUCCCAGUUACCCUGCAUACCCUCCUAGAGUUGAUGUUCCAUUCACCUCUCCUAUUGGCGACAGCUUUAAUCCCACUCAUCAUAACCCUCCAAUGAACAUUUUAGAAGUAGUCCAUAAUAACACAAAUGGAGGUGCUCCUAUGACCACUCAUCUUACCCAGCCUGGUAAUGCCCCUCAUGAAUUUCCCAGUCAUGGUCCAGUCAAAGUGGAGCAGGGGACAUAUCCUGUUCAUGGUGGAGGACUUCUGAAUGAUUUGGGAAUGGAGACUGGAGUCAUACCCCCUUCUGUCCUUCAAGAUGUAGUUUCUCAUUCUGUUGGCCCUCCAGCCAUAGUGGACAGCCCAAUGCAAGAGGUGCCAGCCCAAGUGGAAAACCAGAUCCAUCCCUGUAUCUCUGAAUUGCUGAGCAGUCCUCACAUGUUGCCCUUAACUGAUCUUGAUAUCAAGUUCCAGUACAGAGGUCGGAUAGCUGGUUCUUUGACUGUCAGUAACCCUCAGGGUUGUAGACUUUACUACGGUAACCUGGCACCCACUCCAGAGCAAGUGGAGUUGUUCGGUCCAGUCACACUGCACCAGGUGCUGUUUCCCGGAACCGUUGAGAUCCAAAAUGAAAAGCAGAGGUUCUACACUGAUCAUCUGCUGGACGUGAUGGAUCGAGGGCUGAUUUUGGAGAUCAGGGGACAAGAUAUAUAUGCCAUCAGGUUGUGCCAGUGUAAAGUGUUCUGGUCUGGGCCAGGUGUACUCGAGCAGGGUCCGCCCAAUCCAAUGGAGCGGGAAAAGAAGAUCAGGGUGUUCAGUCUGAAUAACUUCCUCCAAGGUCUUAUCACGUAUCAGAAGGGGGAGGCGCCCACUCCACCUCCCUUUGAGAUCUACUUCUGCUUUGGUGAGGACUGGCCGGAUAGAAAGCCCAAAGAAAAGAAGCUCAUCAUUGUCCAGGUUGUUCCAGUGGUCGCAAGAAUCCUGACUGAGAUGUUUUCAGGCGAGCUCUCCUGGUCUACAGACAGCAUUCGGCUCCAGAUCUCCAACCCCGACUUGAAAGACCAGACGGUGGAGCAAUUCAAAGAGCUCCAUAGACUGUUGCAGAGCCAAAAUGCUCAUGCCACCUGGGCUCAGAACAUCCACUAACUGGGGCUUCACCCAGAGAUCAUUACUUAAAGCUUCUCUACUGAAAGUUGAAACCGUUUCAGCUAUUUCCACGACCAACAGUCUUAUUACACGGCAUUGAACCGAUCUAGAGAAAAGUUGGUGUAAUGCCUGCUCUUUGAACACUUGUGUAUAUAUAGGUGCCCUCACUGCUGCCUUAAUGAAAACAUAGCCAAAAUAAUUUCCAUUGGAGAACCCUUGAUGUCUCAUGGAUUUUCCUUCAUGAACUAUUUUUGUUGUUUUCUCUGUAAACUGGUCUUUUAAAUAUUUCAAUAAAUACCAAUGCAGUAUUUUUAAUAGUCA